Entrophospora sp. SA101 is the source of this 171-nucleotide messenger RNA. The record is from the annotation of a GenBank genome assembly. Lineage: Eukaryota; Fungi; Glomeromycota; Glomeromycetes; Entrophosporales; Entrophosporaceae.
AUGAGAUUAGAUGGUAGUAAACUGAAAGAUAUGAACAAGUUAGCAAAUACCAUUCCUAUAAAAUCAGCAGAGGCGCUAGCUAAAUCUUGUUCUAAUUUAUUAGAUAAGUAUUAUAAAGUUAAUACACGACUAGACAAAAAUUAUCCACAUUUGUCACUUAUUGAUCUUUAA